AUGGUCCAAGCAAAAGCCUUCAUUGUCCCCGAGAAGCAAGCAUCUUUCCAGUCAGAGACCGUUGAAUUAGACGCAUUGCAAAGCGGGGAGGUUCUGGUCGAGCUCAAGGCAACUGGUAUCUGCCAAACAGAUCUGGUUGUCCAAAGUGGGAAGAUUCCCGUCCCCUUUCCCGCCAUCCUGGGCCAUGAAGGUACGGUUCAGUCCCCUUUAGUAGCUCCCCACGCUCGCAGGGAUAAUAACAUACAAUCCAAGGCGCCGGUGUGAUUCGUGCUCUGCUCCUUUGGUUGUGGGUUUCAAACGGGUACGGGGUCUAUAUUCAACGUCGUCCGUCCGAUCGAACGACAGGCCCGGUCCCUUCUGGUAUUCGGCUUGGGCAGUGUAGGGGCGGCAGCAAUCAUGGCGGCAAAAGUCCAAGCCGAAGAUUGUCCCGAAGUACUUGACACUAUUAUUGCUGUAGAUGUUGUCGACGAAAAGCUGAGUAUAGCCUUGGAGCUCGGAGCAACACAUGUGAUCAAUUCAGCCAAGGAGGAUCUGGAACGCCGUGUGGCAGAAAUUACCCACGGUCAGGGGAUUGAUGCGGCCAUCGAUUGCUCGGGUGUGAUUUCGGUGGUCAACUCGAUGGUCAAUUUGGUGGGUGCUGGUGGAGUAGCGGUCACUGUUGGCGGACCACCGGCCGGUCUUAAAGCCUCAAUUGACGUAUUUGAUAUGUUGAUCAACUGCAAGACGUAUAUCGGGUGUCAUCAAGGCAAUGCAUAUUCUAAGACUUUUAUACCAUUAAUGAUCGAUCUUUAUCGAAAGGGACGGUUACCGUUGGAUAAAUUACAGAAGACUUAUAAGGUCACUGAUAUCAACUUGGCAGUCAGUGACAUGAAAGCAGGGCGUGUUUGGAAGCCUGUGCUUCUCUGGGACUGA
Molecule: messenger RNA, 912 nt
Organism: Aspergillus niger
Lineage: Eukaryota; Fungi; Ascomycota; Eurotiomycetes; Eurotiales; Aspergillaceae
Exons: 2
Source: RefSeq, a predicted model, not a curated record